This is a messenger RNA of Capronia epimyces CBS 606.96, 2046 nucleotides long. RefSeq lists its product as uncharacterized. The coding region runs from base 1 to 2046 and encodes 681 amino acids. Lineage: Eukaryota; Fungi; Ascomycota; Eurotiomycetes; Chaetothyriales; Herpotrichiellaceae. The record is from RefSeq and is a predicted model, not a curated record. The transcript has a single exon.
AUGGAAUCUAGACUGCGCAAACUCCUCUCGCCUCGCAAGAUCCAUGCGCAACGGGCGAACGAUGUGGCCGAGUUGGAUCUGCACAGUGUUCCCUAUACUACCGCUCCCGCGCAAGGCCGGCUGCCUGUAUUCAUCAAUCAUGCCUUAGGGAAGGCUUCCACGAGCAAGGUCAAAUCAGAUGCAACGUCCGAUCUUCGCUCCUUUUCCUAUGAAUCUACCGCACCAGGAAGGCCGCCUCAACUGGGCGACAGACCGCAACGAGGUAAUGGGCCCGUCAAACUUCAGACCAGUCGGCGCCUCAGCUCUGGCGAACUGCUUGUCACUCAGCAAGACUAUGAUCGCACUCUGGAUGAUAUUCGCCAGGGUGAUUAUAUUCUCGGUGGAAAGGAUCGAAGGACAUCUCAAGCCACAUCAAACCCGAAGUCGCCUACCCAGCCCUCACAGCCUUUUGAUCCGAAACUCUUCUCGAAUGGCCCGAGUUCUUCUAGAACGCAACCGACCUUUGCCAGCCCCCGGUGGGCGCCUCCCUCCUCCAUGAGUGACGAUGCCGUAUUUGGCGCUUCUGCCGGACGACAUGGCUUUGGCGGCCCUGGGGAUCCUGUGUAUUGUGGCUCGAAUUCUUCCAUGGUUGGUCUUGGUAUCUCUACGCCGACUCAGCCAUUCUAUCCUCGGCACAUGGCCUCUACAAGCUCACUGCUCGAGCCACAUGAGGAACGCAAUCCGACCAUUCAGGCUCUGUGGAAGGCCGAAUAUAGUCGCCUUGUUUCAAUCUACGGGCAGGCCGGAGUCGAUCGAAAUAUCACUCAGAUCAAUCGGGACUAUCUAAACAAGCCACUGCCUCACAUUGGCCAACAGCCCGUGCCAACCCGAGAAGACACUUCCUAUUCUUCCAUACAUUCUUUUCAUCAAGCACUUCGACCGCUGCCUGAGUCUGCCCGCCCAGGACUGGGAUCCAGAAACUUUGCCCCAACGCCUCAUCUUGAGUUCGAGUACCAGGACGACUUUUCCGAGCGAUCCUCUGACCGAAGACAUUCACUGCUUUCUUCCAGUGGCACUUCGUCCUCCUUCACCACCCGGACGAGCAUGGCGGAAGACCCCGUGACACGCCGAGACGAACUCCGCAAAAUUGUCGACGACAUGCGCAUGACCUACCUUCAUGCCCUCGAGGCCCAUACCCCUCCACCUCAACCAUGGUCGGAUCCACCACUCCGAAAACCUCGAUCUAAAAAGCAAACUCGCUCACUCACUUCUUCCGCCUCGGUCGAAAGCGGACUCCGGCAGUCCAAAAACUCUCGCUCCAAGUCAUGGCAAUCCCCGACGACGUCACAGCAUUCCGCCCGCUCCUCAUUGCUCAAGCCAUCGAGUAGACGCACAAGCUCGGCCCCAGGUCGACGGACUUCCAACCUCCCGGCGGCCGGAGUUGCGAGUUUACCUGCAAUUCAAGCGAGUCCAACCCGGGAUCAGAUUAGGUUAAAGCCGGAUGAAGUUGACGUCGGACUGAAACGAGCCGAUUCCACGACUUUAGGUUCGAUGGCUGCAAAGCUUACUAUUCUCGACGACCGCACGUCCAGCCCCUCUUUCAAAUCUUCCUCUGCCGCCGCCGCCUCGACCUCUUCGCCGACAUCUUCCAAUUUUUCGGGCUCGGAGCCCCAGCAUGGCCUGGAGACCCCCUCUCCUUCUCUGUCCCCCAACCCGUCUCCAGCCAAAAAAGCUUCGAGUUCGGUCCAGCCGACCCCUGACCGACAUAACCCUCCGCUGUCUCAUGAACCACCGGCUCCAGAAUCGUCAUGGCACAACGGGGCCGAUCGCCUCUUCGUCGACGCAGACCUCGACGUCGCAUUAGAUAUUGAUCAUUUCGAAAGUCUGUGCGACGGCCUGUUCAACAGUCCUACCCUCGGAGAUGCACACCUGGACGCCUUUCGAAACUGGGGAGCGGAUGAGAGAGUCAGCCACGACCUGUUACAGCGUGACGGAACAUACAUGUCCACUAGCAGUCCAUCCAACUCGAACAAGCACGACGGCGUGCGCAUGAGUCACACCGACUGA